Molecule: messenger RNA, 3095 nt
Organism: Capsicum annuum
Lineage: Eukaryota; Viridiplantae; Streptophyta; Magnoliopsida; Solanales; Solanaceae
Product: G-type lectin S-receptor-like serine/threonine-protein kinase At4g27290
Exons: 6
Coding region: 264-2678 (804 amino acids)
Biological process (GO): recognition of pollen; protein phosphorylation
Molecular function (GO): ATP binding; protein serine/threonine kinase activity
Source: RefSeq, a predicted model, not a curated record
UAGGUGGAUUUGUACUGAAAAAGGUCAGGUUACCAUCAGAUAUCUAAACCUGCAUAAGUAGGUCCAGCCUUUUGGUGCAAAGAAUUUAUUCAAUUCUAAAAACUCCCAUUAUAACUCUUGGGUUAAGUAGCAUUUGAUAAGAGCAAUUCUUAAUGUCUUCCAAGAAUCUUGCUUUUGGUAUAUAUCACUUGUUACUAUGUUGACCAAAACUUGACUUUGGUUGUAAACUAUUUUAGUAUCCAAAGAGAAGGAGCAUAGAUCCAAUGAAAAGUUUUCUGCUUAUCUUUCACUUCUUGUUGCAGAUAUUGUUAUGUGGCUUUCUAUGCUCAAUUUCUAAUGCAAAAGAUACUAUCACUGCAACUGAUUUUCUAACGGAUGGUAAGACCAUUAGUUCAUCUGAUGGAUGCUUUGAGAUGGGAUUUUUUUCCCCGGCUAGUUUCACGAAUAAUUGGUAUGUCGGUAUAUGGUACAAGCAUUAUGUACCUGACAAGUCCGUGGUAUGGGUUGCCAAUAGAGCAAAUCCAAUCACCAACACAUCAGGUGCUAUGUUGAAAAUCGCCAAUCCAGGACGACUUGCUCUUCUCACUGCUGCUAAUACGAUCGUGUGGUCUACUAAUUCAUCGAGGCCUUUGGCUGCGAAGAAUCCUAUUGCACAGUUGUUGAACUCGGGGAAUCUUGUUGUAAGAGAUGCAAAUGAUGCUAAAGUUGAGAACUUCCUGUGGCAGAGUUUUGAUUAUCCUACUGAUACACUCUUACCAGGCAUGAAGAUGGGUAAGAACUUUGUGACUGGACAAGAAUUUUACCUCUCCUCAUGGAAGAACGAAUAUGAUCCAGCUCCAGGGGAAUAUACAUAUCAUUGUGAUCCCACAGGAUAUCCUCAGGAUGUCAUGAGGAAAGGUAAAGUUAAGGUGUUCAGUACAGGACCCUGGAAUGGACUCCGCUGGAGUGGUGUACCAGGACUGACAAAAAAUAACAUUUAUACGUUUAAGCUGGAUUUUGAUGAAAAGAAAGCAUUUUACAGCUUCGCGCUUCUGGGUCCUGUUAUGACCAAAUUAACCAUGAACAGUAAUGGUGUGCUCCAGCGUUCAUUGUGGGCUGAGAAUAGACAGGAAUGGCAUGUUUACCUUUCUUCACCAGCAGAUACUUGUGACAACUAUGGAACAUGUGGUGCAUAUGGUAGUUGCAACAACAUACUCACUCCUGUGUGUAGCUGCUUAGACAAGUUUGUACCUAAAGAUCCAAGAAAUUGGGCAGUGACAAAUUGGUCCGGUGGGUGUGUUAGAAGGAAACCCCUUAAUUGCCAGAAGGGAGAUGGGUUUCUCAAGUACUCUGGUAUAAAGCUACCAGAUACACAGUAUUCAUGGUUUGAUGCGAGUAUGACACUCCAUGAGUGCAAGCAAACUUGCUUGAGGAAUUGCUCGUGUAUGGCUUAUUCAGAUCUUGAUAUACGCAAUGGUGGAAGUGGCUGUUUGCUAUGGUAUGGCAACUUAAUUGACAUUCACGAAUUACCUGGAGGACAGGACAUUCACAUAAGGAUGGCUAACUCAGAGUUAGGCUCGAAGAAAACAAAACUAGUUGUGUUGAGUCUCUCACUAUUGAUUGGAGCGACUGUGAUUGGCCUGGUCAUAGGGCUGUAUAUUCGGAAAAAGAAGAAGAAGAGGAAGAUGAAUCUCAAAGAUGACCUAGACCUCCCACUGUUUGCCUUAUCAAUUCUAAAUAAAGCAACCUCUAAUUUCUCAGUCGAAAACAAGAUUGGAGAAGGUGGAUUUGGAUCUGUUUACAAGGGAAUCCUAGAAGGAGGACAAGAAAUAGCUAUAAAGAGGCUCUCCAAGUCUUCCUCGCAAGGAGUUAACGAGUUCAAGAAUGAAGUUAUUUGCAUUGCCAAACUUCAGCAUCGAAAUCUUGUGAAGCUUAUAGGUUGCUGCAUUGCAAGAGGAGAAAAAAUGCUGGUUUAUGAAUACAUGCGCAACAGAAGUCUAGAUCUCUUCAUAUUUGAUGAAACGAAGAGCUUGUUACUCGACUGGCCUAAGCGCUUCAACAUCAUCAAUGGAAUUGCUAGAGGACUUCUGUAUCUGCAUCAAGAUUCUCGGCUAAGAAUUAUCCACAGAGAUCUCAAAGCUAGUAACAUUUUGUUAGAUGCGGACAUGAACCCCAAGAUCUCGGAUUUUGGCAUAGCUAGAAGUGUUGUAGGGAAUGAGACUGGUGCUAAUACACACCAUGUGGUUGGGACACAUGGCUACAUGUCCCCAGAGUAUGUAGUCCAUGGUGUUUUCUCUGUAAAAUCAGACGUGUUUAGCUUUGGUGUGUUAGUUCUAGAGCUAAUUAGUGGUCGGAGAAACAGAGGAUUUUCCCAUGAAAGUCACAGUAUCAACCUUCUCGGACAUGUAUGGAAACUUUACAAAGAAGGUAGACCAUUGGAGCUAAUUGAUGCACAUCUAACAGAUUCGUGCUAUAUUUCUGAAUUGCUACGCUUAAUCCAUGUCGCUCUAUUAUGUGUACAACAAUGUCCAGAAGACAGGCCAGACAUGCCCACAGUGAUCUUGAUGUUGGCUAAUGAUGCUAUUUUGCCUGAAGCUAAGGAACCUGGUUUUUUCACAGAAAGCAAAGUUACAUCUGAAUAUUCUACAAGCAUGUGUUCAACAAACGAAAUUACCGUCACGCUGUUAGAACCUCGGUAAAUUUUGUAUCAUAGAACCUUGGUGUACAUCAAGCUUGAUAGUUAGACCCUUUGUUGAGUUUUUUUUUUUUUUUUUUUUUUGCUGAUAUUUGAAUCUAUGUAUUUAUCAAAUUGAUCCAGAAACCAACUUUGCAUGAAGUAUUAUUAAUUAUGGAUUUCUUUUCUCAAAUCUAGCUACGGAUUAUGAUGAGGAAAACCUAGAUUGACUCCAUAGUGUUCAAUGGAGGCUAAAGUUAGGUAAAGUAAUCUCCUCUUUAGUUCCUUAGCUUCCCUCCUAACUUUUGCAUCUUGUUGAAAGAUGUAAAGAGAAACAGUGUUUAGUGAUGUAAACCCAUAGUUGCCUAUGAUAUGGGAUCUGUUAUUAGUAGUUAAGCAUUUCACUUAACAGCAAGUAAUAUAUGUGAGAAAUUUUGUUGAA